This is a messenger RNA of Trichophyton rubrum CBS 118892, 810 nucleotides long. RefSeq lists its product as uncharacterized. Bases 1 to 810 code for a protein of 269 amino acids. Gene Ontology annotation, cellular component: membrane. The transcript has 2 exons. The record is from RefSeq and is a predicted model, not a curated record. Lineage: Eukaryota; Fungi; Ascomycota; Eurotiomycetes; Onygenales; Arthrodermataceae.
AUGCGCUCGUUCAUGAGCCUUAUGGGCGCAGACCCUUCGCAGGACCAUCUCCAUGCCUUCGAAACCUCCUGGCUCGUCUCGCCCUUCGUUCUCGGGUGUAUUCGAGCUGCCUUCUCGCUCUAUGCUUUCGUGACCAUAUUCUUCGUCAUCGGAUGGCGGGCGGUGCACCACCAGGUCGACAACAUGAAGGACAUGUUCGUCUACUUCACCAACUUGAGCUACUGGGGAGUAGCUUUUUACUUCCUCUUUGCUGCGAUUCACAGCUUCGUCUACGCGCGGACGGGACGCUCCGUGUUUUUCGAUAAGACCCCGCGGUUCCUGCGCGCGCUGCACAGCUUGCUCUAUUCGUCGAUUAUCAUCCUACCGAUCAUUGUCACGAUACUGUACUGGACACUGCUCUUCGGCGGCCCAUGGUUUCCAGAGGUUUUUGAGGCCUGGUCAAAUGUUUCCAAGCAUAUUAUGCAAACGGGAUAUGCCAUUUUUGAGCUCGUUAUCCCAGCUACAGAACCUUUUCCGCUCCUCCAUCUGCCAUUCCUGAUCAUCAUACUCCUUCUAUACACAGCGUUGGCCUUCCUCAACCACUCUUUACACGGAUUUUACACUUAUAGCUUCCUUGACCCUGGAGUUAACGGUGAGCGCAGCGGUCUUGUGACGGGAUACUCGUUUGGGAUUGCCAUUGGGAUUGCUAUUUUGUUCGGUGCAUCUUGGCUUAUAAUCUGGUUAAGAAAGCGCCUGACCGGCGGCAAGAAAAUUCUUGCAACGCCGCCAGUACGAGUGGAUGAAGAGAUAGCAAUGGGCCCAGAAAAAUGA